CAGUAAAAACUAUUUACAAAUUCAACAUUUAUAGAGUCCCAAUAUAAGAAAUACUCAAUUAUCCAUUUCAUUUUAUGGCCCUAACAUGAAUCUCAUCCAUCCACAAUCCACACAUCAACACUCCCCACCAUGUCUCUAACAUCACUUCCAGCACUUCCAUCUCUCAAAACACUCCAUUCAAUUCAACCAUCUUUACCUACUACCACUCCUUCAAAGUUUGGUGCAAAUCUGGUUUAUAGUGAUGCUUCUGUUGCAGCAACAGAGGCAGUUUCUUUAGCCAAUACUGCUGUGGAUCCAGCUACUGGAAUUGGAAAAGUUUGGCCUUUUGUAGAGAGUGAAAAUGGGGUUGUUAGAGAGAGAAGUAGAGGGAUUGAUGAGAUGAGGAGGAAGAGAAGAAGAAAAAGAAGAAAAAAUUUGGGAUAUGUUAUGGAAGAAGAGAAUUUUCAGAAGAAUUUCUUGAGGCAGAAAAUGGUUGGUGGGUCUGUUACAUCAAAGUUUCUGAGUUCAACAGAAGAGUCUGAGCUUUGUUUAUGUAUCAAGGAAGGAGCAAGAAUUGAAGUUUCUAAUCAAAGAAAGACAGAACAUGAAGGGAAUAUUGAUAUUUCAAGAAGGUUUGUUCUUGAGAGAGAAUUGAAAGCAAGAUUAGCGCGUGAUUAUCGGGGUUUAGUUGUAUGGAUCGCGAGUCAGUAUAAAGGCAAAGGAAUGAGUAUUGAAGACCUAAUUCAGGAAGGGACCAUUGGGCUUUUUCGUGGAGCAGAGAAAUUCGAUCCGGAUAGAGGGUGUAAGCUGUCCACAUAUGCUUACUGGUGGAUUAAACAAGCUAUUGUUAAAGCUUUGGCUGAGAAUUCUAGAUUGAUCAGAUUACCGGGACAAAUGCAUGCAAUGGUUGCAAAAAUUGAAAAGGCUUACAUUGUCUUGAGCUAUAGAUUGGGACGGAAACCGAUGUACGAUGAAAUAGCCGAGGCACUUGAUGUGAAUGUUUCAACUGUACAACUUGUUUAUGAAAUAAGAAGACAACCAGUUUCAUUAGACCGAGCUAUAUCUUAUCAGAAAAUUCUCGAGAUGAAUAUAUCAGGGUCGGAUGAAAUGAUUUUGGAGGAGUUGGAUGAAAUGAUUUCGGAGGAAAUUAUAUCAGGGUCGGAUGAAAUGAUUUUGAAGGAAUUUAUACCAGGGCCAGUCGAAAUGAACCCGGAGAAAAUGUUUGAGAGAGAGCAAGUGAAAGAAGGGGUGGUGAAGCUUCUUAGUACACUUAACAAGAGAGAAGAAGCGAUUGUAAGAUUACACUAUGGACUAAAUAGAGAGACUCCUCUAUCUCUUUCGAAGAUAGGAAAGCUGUUUAAAUUAUCAAGGGAGAGAAUCAGACAGAUUCAUAGGAUUGCAUUGUUAAAAUUGCAAGAAAAUACUCUUGUAGAUAGUCUAAAGUUUUAUGUUGUAUAGGAGUUUAUGUUGUAGAUUUCAUUUUGCCAAUGGUAUAUAAUGAAGACGUGCUUAACAAUGUGUUUAUAAAACAAUAUCUUGUUUCAGUCUAGAACAACAGAAAAUGAAUGAUGGUUUGCAACAUACAACCUUAAUUUGUCGACUUGCUUUGCAAGCCACACUUUUCGACUUAAUUGUAUAUUUCAACGUAGAUAGAUAAGCAUGAUUAAAAACCAUAUUUGUAACCAUCACUAUUGACUAGACGAGUAAGAAUAAUAAACAUCAAAUCUCAUACCGAAGAAGUGCUACAUGAAACAGCAUUGGGAAGCAAGUCAAUACACGAAUAGACGAGUCCUCGAUGAUCACUGCAAAACUUAACUAAUACUAUAGUUUCCAAACAGUAUCUUUCUGAAUCAUAUGAUCAUUUACUUACAGCUAAGAAUUAAGAAUCUUACAGAUCCUUCUGUAUUGUACUGUGAGGGAAAUUAGAUAUACAAAAUAUCAAUAUUUUAAAGUAA
This is a messenger RNA of Vicia villosa (hairy vetch), 1934 nucleotides long. Its product is annotated as RNA polymerase sigma factor sigD, chloroplastic. Gene Ontology annotation, biological process: regulation of DNA-templated transcription; DNA-templated transcription initiation. The coding region runs from base 130 to 1437 and encodes 435 amino acids. NCBI's taxonomy places the organism in Eukaryota, Viridiplantae, Streptophyta, Magnoliopsida, Fabales, Fabaceae. The transcript is spliced from 5 exons. Gene Ontology annotation, molecular function: DNA-binding transcription factor activity. The record is from RefSeq and is a predicted model, not a curated record.